Molecule: messenger RNA, 867 nt
Organism: Haemonchus placei
Lineage: Eukaryota; Metazoa; Nematoda; Chromadorea; Rhabditida; Trichostrongylidae
Source: the annotation of a GenBank genome assembly
AUGUGUGCUGCUCGUCCAUUUUUCAAUCAGCCACCGCGCAAAAUGCGUUCGUCGUCUUGGACGGACGCGUCGCCUGCAGAAUUUCCUCCAUUGGGAAGUGGAAACUAUAAUAUCGCUCAUGGUUUAUUAUCAUUCCACAAAGGAUCUGCAUUUUUACCGGCAUUCGUUAUAGAAGGAUGUCAUGCUCAAUUGGAUGAGACUGGCUUCGAAUUUGUACAGGCAUGUAUAGCGUUUCUGGAGGAACGAGGAAUCCGUGAGCAGGGUCUUUACCGUAACUGUGGCGUAACGUCAAAAGUCCAAAAAUUGAUGCAACUCGGUUUGGAUAAACGAAAAUCGAAUGGUGACAAGUUGAAUUUCAAUGAUGACGAGUGGGAGAUAAAAACAAUCAGCAGUGCAGUGAAAACCUUUUUGAGGAACCUGCCAGAACCGUUGAUGACGUUUGAGCAGCAUAAUCUGUUCAUCAAUGCGGCUAAAAUGGACGAUCGACGUACACGAGUUGACCAUAUCCACUAUUAUGUCCAUAAAUUACCACCAUCUCAUAAAUCAAUGUUGGAAAUAGUAAUUCGGCAUUUGAAGAGAGUGGCCGAUCGUUGUAGCGAGAAUCUUAUGACAGUAGGUAAUUUGGGUGUGUGCUUUGGACCGACUCUUUUACGGCCGAAAGAGGAGACUAUGGCUGCAAUUAUGGACAUUAAAUUCUGCAAUGUGGUUGUCGAAGUGCUGAUAGCACAUUGUGAACAGAUAUUUGGCACCGAGCCUCCGAAAUCCAUUGGGCAACCAUGUCCGCCGAAGCCUGACCAUCGUAGUAUCCAUCAUGAGUCAAGUCAUCCAGUGAUUUCAUUAAGGUACUCCCGUACCACUCCUUGUUAA